AUGUCGGCCAAUCUAGACCGCGCAAUUGAGAUAGUACAGCGAGCGAUAGAGGAUGAUCAAAAGCAAAACUACGACGCAGCAUACAAACAAUAUCAGAAUGCACUCGAUUACUUCAUGCUUGCGCUGAAAUACGAGAAGAAUGAGAAGUCCAAGCUGCUCAUUCGCUCGAAAGUCAAUGAGUACCUGGCGCGCGCGGAGACGUUGAAAGACCACCUAUCUCAAUCACAAGAGAAGCGCGCGAGAAAGGCUCUCGGAGCCAAUGGCAUGAACGGAGGCGCAGCUGGAGGCGGGAAGAAGAAAGACGGAGACGAUGACGACGUCGAUCCCGAAGUGAAGAAGUUGCGAGCUGGCCUCGCAGGUGCGAUUAUCUCGGAGAAGCCGAACGUCAAGUGGGAUGACGUCGCCGGUCUGGAGGCGGCGAAGGAGUCGCUGAAGGAGGCGGUGAUCUUGCCCAUCAAGUUCCCGCAUCUGUUCACGGGCAAGCGGACGCCAUGGCGCGGUAUACUGCUUUAUGGACCACCGGGAACUGGAAAGUCGUACCUCGCAAAGGCGGUCGCGACCGAGGCGAAGGGCACGUUCUUCAGUGUCAGCUCGAGUGAUCUGGUGAGCAAAUGGCAAGGCGACUCUGAACGGCUUGUGCGACAGCUGUUCGAGAUGGCGCGUGAAAACAAGCCAGCAAUCAUCUUCAUUGACGAGGUUGACUCGCUCGCGGGUUCACGAAACGAGCAAGAGUCGGAGGGCUCACGGCGGAUUAAGACCGAGUUCCUUGUGCAGAUGAACGGUGUAGGUCACGAUGAUACAGGUGUCCUUGUUCUCGGGGCCACAAAUAUUCCCUGGCAGUUAGACAACGCUAUCAAGCGGAGAUUCGAGAAGCGAAUCUAUAUACCACUUCCUGGUACGGAGGCGAGACGACGGAUGUUCCAGUUGCACGUCGGUGAUACCCCAUGCGAACUGACGGUCAAGGAUUAUCGUCUUUUGGCGGAGAAGACAGAGGGCUACUCGGGGUCGGAUAUAUCUGUUGUCGUACGGGACGCACUCAUGCAGCCGGUCCGCAAGGUUCUCUCCGCUACGCACUUCAAGCAAAUGCCUUCGCUCUCGGAUCCGUCUGUCAUGAUGUGGACACCAUGCUCACCUGGCGAUCCGGAAGCGGUAGAGAAGUCGUGGUCAGAGGUCGAGAGCGACGACCUACUGGAGCCGCCACUGAAGUUGGCAGACUUUUUGAAGUCGCUUGACAGCGUGCGCCCAACAGUGACUGCAGAUGACAUCAAGAGGCAUGACCAGUGGACAAUGGAGUCGGGCAAUGAAGGAGCAUAG
Molecule: messenger RNA, 1314 nt
Organism: Postia placenta MAD-698-R-SB12
Lineage: Eukaryota; Fungi; Basidiomycota; Agaricomycetes; Polyporales; Adustoporiaceae
Exons: 8
Coding region: 1-1314 (437 amino acids)
Biological process (GO): vacuole organization; endosomal transport
Molecular function (GO): ATP binding; ATP hydrolysis activity
Source: RefSeq, a predicted model, not a curated record